UAUUUUGGGUAGAGAGAGGUUACUAGAUGAUGGCACUCGCACCAUUAGGUGAAGAAAAGAGGCUCUCUUCUCUCGCCGGUAAUUUCCUUUCGUUUCUGAUCUCGAUCGCUCUUUAAACCCUAAUUAAUUCAGAGCAUAAAAUUAAUGGAAGCGCCGGAGCUCUUCCACGCCGGAUUCUGCCUCGCCGGGAACCCGCAUUGCUCUCCUGAGAAGGCCAGCGGUGGGGGUGAGCAGUUCGUCGUCGAGGACCUGCUGGAUUUCUCCAAUGAGGAGGCCGGGUGGAUAAUCGCCGCUGCGGGGGAGGAAGGCGCCGGAUCCGAUGCCACCGCUGGGAAUUCCACUGACUCAUCCACCGUCACGGCGGUGGACAGCUAUUGCAAUUCCUCCUUGUCCGUUCGUGAUCACAAGGACGCCCUCUGUCGGAACGCCGUCUACGCCAGCCUCUCAGGCGACUUCUUUGAGCCGCAGUACGACGCGAUGGCGGAGUUGACGAAGCUCGAAUACGAAUGGGCAUUGUCGUCCGAUGUUGUGGAGGAUUCUUUCUCCAGCGAAGAUCUGCACAAGCUUAAUCUCAUCAACGGCGUCAAUUCCACGGCCUCCUCCUCGUCCACCACCACCACCAUCGCCGCCGCGAACACCUUCCAGGACGGCCAAGUAUCCACCUUCCGGCCCGAGGUCCCUGGCAAGGCGCGGAGCAAGCGCUCUCGCGUCGCCCCCGGUAAUUGGUCCUCCCGCCUUCUUGUCCUGUCUCCCUCAGAAGAGAGUGCGCCUUCACCAGACUCGGAGCUGAUCGUGCCGUUCAGCACCGUCUCCCCCAAGAAGGUCACGAAGAAGAAAGAGACGUCAGACGGGGCCGCAGCUUCGGACGGUCGCCGGUGCCUCCACUGCCAGACCGAUAAGACGCCGCAGUGGCGGACGGGACCAAUGGGCCCCAAAACACUAUGCAACGCCUGCGGCGUCCGCUUCAAGUCAGGCCGCCUCGUGCCGGAGUACCGCCCGGCAUCCAGCCCCACCUUCAUCGUCUCCCAGCACUCCAAUUCCCACCGCAAGGUCCUCGAACUCCGCCGUCAGAAGGAAUUCCAGCAGCAACUUACCUCCCCCGCCACCGCCCUCUACGACCCCCCACCGGCGGCUCUACCGAGCGGCUUCUUGAUACACGGCCCGGACAUCCACCUCAUCUAAUUACCGCAGGACCAAUUAACCACUCGGGAAUUUACUUUUCGUAGGCAUUAAUUUGUGGAGAUUUAGACUUCACGAUUUGCUCUAUGAUUUUUUUUUUUUAACAGCAUUCUAAUUUUUCUUUAAUAUCUUCUUUUUACAGACGUUCCAAUAUUAAUUUAGGCGAUUUUAAUUCGUAUAUGUUUUUUUUUCAAAUAAUCAAUCUUGAUAAAUUGAAGAAAAGAGUAAAAGAAUUAGAAUGGGAGAAGCCCAUCGGGAUUCCGCAUAAUUUAGCUGCCGAGGAGGCGAGGAGCCCUGCACUCACCACAGAUAAUGCCACAGAGUACGCCACAGUGCGGGCACGGAAACUCAUGGGUUCGACGAAACAGCGUCUCUCAUUGGCACCUGUUGCUGAUCGUAAAUAGCAUUGGCAAAAUAACAAGUUCGGCACAUGGCUCUGUUCAAAAAAUAGUGGACGUCACGUCUUGGGACACGUGCGCGGCAUACGACUUCUCGGAUUCUGCGUCAAGUCCGGUUGCAUGUGGAGGAGCUGAGGAAGCGAUGUGCGACGCAUCUUCUGCCAUCCUAAUUUUUAAAUUGGUCCUGAAUGGCGCAUAUAUAUUGCACCAAAAAUAUGAUUUACGCCUUCCAAUGAAAGUGCGAUUAGUACCCAACAAAAAUAAAAAUAUGCCACCGUUCUAUUCAAAAUCAUAAAAGUAGAAAUGUGAAAGAAAAGGGA
Molecule: messenger RNA, 1897 nt
Organism: Zingiber officinale
Lineage: Eukaryota; Viridiplantae; Streptophyta; Magnoliopsida; Zingiberales; Zingiberaceae
Product: GATA transcription factor 9-like
Exons: 3
Coding region: 145-1182 (345 amino acids)
Biological process (GO): positive regulation of DNA-templated transcription
Cellular component (GO): nucleus
Molecular function (GO): zinc ion binding; sequence-specific DNA binding
Source: RefSeq, a predicted model, not a curated record